Molecule: messenger RNA, 1418 nt
Organism: Marchantia polymorpha subsp. ruderalis
Lineage: Eukaryota; Viridiplantae; Streptophyta; Marchantiopsida; Marchantiales; Marchantiaceae
Source: the annotation of a GenBank genome assembly
GCUUUUCUACAGUUUGGAGCUGGGUCAGGAUGGAGCCUCCGAAGGGGUUUAUCAGAACUAGAUCAUACAAGGAGUAUGUGACCAGAGAGCGCGCACCUGAUCCGAGCCGAGCCGUGCUGCUGGUGAUUGACAUGCAGGAGUUUUUCCGGUCGUGCGCGGAAGACAUUCUGCCUGCAAUAUUGCAAAUCAUACGAGAUGCGAGAAGGGCGAAAGUUCCGAUCGUGUACACGAGAACGGCGUACCAGGAAGGUGAAGAGCAUGGCAUCCUCGGGGAGUGGUGGGAGGGUGUCAUCGAUGAUGGGCUCAAGGAAUCGGAGCUGAUGCCAGAGGUUGAAUUCGAUCCGGAGCAGGACAAGAUGAUUAGGAAGCUGACAUAUAGUGCUUUCAACGGCACUGAUCUGGAGUCUUAUUGCAAGGAUCUGGGACGCGACGAGGUGAUCGUCACAGGGGUCAUGACCAAUCUCUGCUGCGAAACCACGGCCCGAGACGCCUUCUGCAGGGGCUUCCGCGUGUUUUUCACAACCGAUGCCACCUCGACGUCAUCCGAGGAAAUGCACACAGCUACGUUGUCAAAUAUCGGUUUUGGCUUCGGGUACUUGGUGGACAAAGAUAGCAUCAAAUUGGACAGGGAGCUGAAGUCCGGCUAACUCGAGUCACGAGAAUGAAAUUUCUGGUGUACAUAGCACAAAUGGCACAGUUCUGGCGCUUUUUCCUGCGAAGGAAGAAAGACCCAGGCUAGGAUUUCUUCUGAAACAGGGUAAUUGGAGGCUUCAGCGUCGAAUGCCUGGUCGAUUUCGUCUACCUCACAGGUGCAGCCGCUGUCGUCUGCCUAACAUCUUUGGUCCUGAGCGACGUUCUUCGUCAUGAAGUUGACUAAAUCUCUGUUGUCUAUCCCGCGUCUCGUUCCAUGUUCGGUCUUCGCCCAUCCCAUCUUUCAGCAUCUUAUGGUCUCGAUGCCCAAAGACUGAAAUCACGCAAUGUGAAGCUAGAGAUAGUGCGGUGCGUAUCGGAAGGACUGCAGAUGAAGUGGCUAAGCACGGUCUCACCGAAAUUUUUUAACAUAGCCAAACCCGGUGUACUAGGGUUGCAAUUAGGAUUUUGGUCAAGCGGAGUAUCACGGAAGUACAGAUACCGGAUGCGGAAGACUCGUCAUGGAUUGCUACGUGUGAAUGUAGUUUGUUUAGUCUCUAGUUGAUUUGCCUUCUCAGUAAAUGGACACGACGACGAAUUGAAAACUCCGAUUUUUCAUCUCGGCUGAUAGAAAGUUGCAGAUGUAAGUGAUUGUAGAGAGGUAAGGUAGCAGUAGAAGCCUCGUAAAGCAAGGCGAAACAAAUUACCGAAGCUGCCUUACUUCAGCUGUAUAUCAACCUCUGUUGCAUUAAAAUGAUCAAAUAUUUUCUCAGUUCAGUCCGAUUGUU